AUGCAGACCUGGAGUACCGUGAUAGUGAUCUUGGCCACACUGAUGGUUGCUACUGUGGAUGCCAAGAUUUAUGAACGCUGCGAGCUAGCAAGGAAGCUGGCGAAGGCUGGACUCAAUGGCUUUGGAGGCUACUCUAUUGGAGACUGGAUGUGCGUGGCACACUAUGAAAGUGGCUUUGACACCUCCUUUGUGGACCACAAUCCAGAUGGUAGCAGUGAAUAUGGCAUUUUCCAGCUGAACUCCGCCUGGUGGUGUAACAAUGGUGUCACACCCACCCAGAACCUCUGCCACUUGAAUUGUAAUGACCUCCUCAACCGCCACAUUCUGGAUGACAUCAUGUGUGCCAAGCGGGUUGUAACCUUACAUAAGAGUAUGAAAGCCUGGGAUUCUUGGAGCCGGCACUGUGCUGGUCAUGAUACAUCUGAAUGGUUCAAGGGAUGUGAUGUGCAUCUGAAAACUGACUUAAGCAAUACUGAGUGGUGA
Molecule: messenger RNA, 483 nt
Organism: Chionomys nivalis (European snow vole)
Lineage: Eukaryota; Metazoa; Chordata; Mammalia; Rodentia; Cricetidae
Gene: Spaca5
Product: sperm acrosome associated 5
Exons: 4
Coding region: 1-483 (160 amino acids)
Biological process (GO): fusion of sperm to egg plasma membrane involved in single fertilization
Cellular component (GO): sperm flagellum; acrosomal vesicle
Molecular function (GO): lysozyme activity
Source: RefSeq, a predicted model, not a curated record